Messenger RNA from Oncorhynchus tshawytscha (Chinook salmon), 2848 nucleotides. RefSeq names its product C-X-C chemokine receptor type 3. Lineage: Eukaryota; Metazoa; Chordata; Actinopteri; Salmoniformes; Salmonidae. The transcript has 3 exons. Bases 410 to 1540 code for a protein of 376 amino acids. Gene Ontology annotation, biological process: G protein-coupled receptor signaling pathway; immune response. The record is from RefSeq and is a predicted model, not a curated record. Gene Ontology annotation, cellular component: membrane. Gene Ontology annotation, molecular function: G protein-coupled receptor activity.
UGUCUAUGAGACCAGGCUGCAACACAACACGUUCCGACAAAAUCCCCUCUUGCCAGAUCGCGACUAUGUUCGGAUUGCGCACAGCACAGCUGUUGUGAGCGCAAGCCCCGCCAAGUACAUGUUCUUGACCGACAAUCGGAAGCUGUGGUAGGCGUUAACUCUCUAAAAGUCCUGCAUCAUCCCCGUGACAUCCUUCACUUUUGUUUUGUGUGAACUGUUAGUUCAAGUUGUUCUCUCCCUCCUGCUCAGGGAAUGCAGCCAUUCAAAUUUAACUGUCUGUUAUAUACUGGCUUUUUAUAGUGUAAGUCUCUCCCGUCUCUCCAAUCCUACUGGGACUACUGAAUGAUCGGCUAUUUUUAUUUUUAGUUUAACCUUUAUUUAACUACAGAACACGGUUUAUGUGACAGACAUGGAUUUGGACCUGGGAGGGAUAUUUGUAGAGAAUAGCACCUAUAACUACGAUGGGGACUAUGUUUAUAAAGAGGAAUGCUCCCCUGAAGAUGGCGUUGGAGUGCGUUUUGGCACGGUGUUCCUCCCAAUGCUCUACUCCCUGACGAUGGUCCUGGGGCUAGUGGGUAACGUGCUGGUCCUGGUGGUUCUGGUCCAGAGGAGGCAGAGCUGGAGCGUGAUGGACACCUUCAUCCUGCACCUGGGCUUGGCCGACACCCUGCUGCUGGUCACCCUGCCCCUCUGGGCUGUUCAGGCCACUGGGGAAUGGAGCUUCGGGACCCCCCUCUGCAAGAUCACUGGAGCCAUGUUCACAAUCAACUUUUACUGUAGCAUCUUCCUGCUGGCCUGCAUCAUUCUUGACCGCUACCUGUCCAUGGUCCACACAGUCCAGAUGUACUCUCGCAGGAAGCCCUGGAUGGUGCAGGCCAGCUGCCUGUCCGUGUGGCUCCUCUCUAUCCUCCUCUCCAUCCCAGACUGGCACUUCCUGGAGUCUGUGAGGGACACCAGACGAGACAAACAGGAGUGUGUCCACAACUACCCAUCUCUCUCCCAGUCUGGGUUUGACUGGCGUCUGGUCUCCCGCCUGCUCUACCAUACAGUGGGCUUCCUCCUCCCAUCUGCCGUGCUGCUCUUCUGCUACUCCUGCAUCCUGCUGCAGCUGCAGCACGGCUCCCAGGGCCUCCAGAAGCAGAGGGCCGUCCGGGUCAUCCUGGCCCUGGUGCUGGUCUUCUUCCUCUGCUGGACGCCCUACAACAUCACCUUAAUGGUGGACACCUUUCAGGGGAGGCCUGGGGAGCCUGUUUCUGGGUCCUGUGAGAACGGGAGGACGGCUCUGGAGAACAGUCUGGUGGUUACGUUCGCUCUAGCCUGCCUGCACGCUUGCCUCAACCCAGUGCUCCAUCUCAGACUGUGUAGAAACUUCCGGCGACGCGUGCUGGAUAUGGUGAGGUGUGUUGAGGGGGUGCAGAACGAUCCGAAACUCUCACUAUGGGAUUCAGGUGUGGUUGAAGACUCACCUGACCAAGCAGAGGAGAUGGGGACGUUGAACCCAAUGACAACCAUGGGACAGGUACAGUCCACCCAGAGCUGAUGGGUAGGAAGAGGAUCCUAAUGACUAAUAUAGUAUGUCUUCCUGCCUUGAGGGGAAGUUGUAUGGGUCAUGGGUCUGGGGACUGGUGGAUGACCGUAACAUGGGUCUGGGGACUGGUGGAUGACCCUAACAUGGGUCAUGGGUCUGGGGACUGGUGGAUGACCCUAACAUGGGUCAUGGGUCUGGGGACUGGUGGAUGACCGUAACAUGGGUCAUGAGAGAAAGACAUGCAUAGUAGAAAGCCCCUUAUGAGGACUGCUUUCUUUCAAUUGCACUUUAAUGGAUAACGCUCAGACUAAAGGUAUAUUUGUAUAAAGUCAGUGGGUUGUCUGAUCUUCACGUUUUGUUUUACCUAUCGAUGUCGUCCGGCUCUGUAGAAUCUGUUGGAAAGAUUUACGCAUUAAUUUUUCAAACCUAUAUCUAUUGUAUUAUUAUUUUUACAGAGCACUUCACUGAAUGUAAUGGAUUUUAGAGUAAACAAUGUUCUCAGCAGACACAUACAUCAUACAUUUAGAUUUUUACACUCCCCUACAUAUUUAUUUGGAAUGUGAAGCUAAAACAUUUUAUUUGGCUCUAUACUCCAGCAUUUUGGAUUUGAAAUCAAAUGUUUUAUAUUAGGCGAUGUUACAGCAUGUCACCUUUUAUUUGAGGGUGUUUUCAUACGUAUCAGUUUUACUGUUUAGAAAUGAAUGCACUUUAUGUAUCUAGUCCCCCUAUUAGAAGUUGUCAUAAGUAUUUGGACCAAUUCACUUUAGUGUGUUAAAUUUAGUCAAAAGUUGAGUAUUUGGUCCCAUAAUUCCAGCACGCAAUGACUACAUCAUGCAUGUGACUCUACAAACUUGUUGGAUGCGUUUGCAGUUUGUUUUUGUUGUGUUUCAGAUUAUUUUGUGCCGAAUAUAAAUUAAUGGUAAAUAUUGUAUUGUUUAAUUCUGGAGUCACUUUUAUUAUAAAUAAGAAUAGAAUGUGUUUUCUUCUAUAUUAAAGUGGCUACCAUGAUUACAGAUAAUCCUGAAUCAAUCGUGAUUAAUGAUGAGUAAGAAAGUUACAGAUGCACAAAGAUCAAGCCCCCAAGACAUGCUAACCUCUCGUCAUUACCAAUAACAGGGGAGCAUAGGAUUUUCUUAGGAAUAUGAUAUUUAUAUAUCUGUAACUUUCUCACUCAAUACUAUUCACGAUUCAUUCAUAAUUAUCUGUAUGAAGAAAUCCCAACAUUUUCUCACAGAAUAUUACAUUUUUAGUAGGACUUGUAUAUAUGUUACUGUUCUAUUGUGUAACUAUAAUGUUAUAUUAAACAAGUAUAUCCUGUUA